AUGACCCAGUUCAGCUCUCAGACAACAGCAGAGGAGAUCUGCGAUGCGUUUACCGCUCAAAUCAAGGGAAAGACAUUCCUCAUCACAGGCACCAGCGCCAACGGUAUCGGCGCGAAAUCUGCAACAACAUUGGCCAAAUACUCCCCAGCCCAGAUCAUCCUCGUCUCCCGAUCCAAGCCCAAGGUUGACCCAGUCAUUGAGGAGAUAAAGUCUACCGACAGCAGUGUCUCCGUAAAAUUUGUACCAUGCGAGCUAUCCGACCAGGAUGCUGUCCGCAAGGCGGCCGAGACGAUCCUUUCUGACGCAGAGAUCAAGAAAAUCGAUGUCGUGGUCAACAAUGCCGGGGUGAUGGCCAUCCCCGAAUACACAGUCGACAAAGCCGGUAACGAAAUGCAGUUCAGCGCGAACCACCUGGGGCAUUUCCUUCUCACCAACCUCAUCAUGCCCAAGAUCCGCGCCGCCGGCGCCGGUGCGCGAAUCAUCAACCUGACCUCGCUUGGCCACCGCAUCGGACCCUUCCGCUUCAGUGAUCCCAAAUUCAGCAACGGCAAGGAGUACGACCCUUGGUCCGCCUACGGCCAGUCCAAAACCGCAAACGUGCUCUUCACCGUUGAGCUCGCCCGCCGCCUCAAGCCCCACAACAUCCAGUCCUUUGCCGUGCACCCUGGCCUGAUCCUCUCCACCGGCUUGGGUGAUCACAUGGACUUCGAGUCUCAGAUCCCGAUAUUGAUGGCGGCUGUUGAGAAGAACAACCCGGGACUCGGUUGGAGCUCAUUCGGGCAUCCUAAGAGUGACUCUCAGGGCAGUGCCUCGACGCUGUUUGCUGCGCUGGACCCGGGCAUGGAGUCCGAGACAGGGGCCUAUGUUCUGGACUGCGGCGUGGGAGAGGCCUUGGGGUAUGCAACGGAUCUGGAAAAUGCUAGGAAGCUGUGGGCUUACAGCGAAGAACUCGUUGGUCAGAAAUUUGAUGUCUAA
Diaporthe amygdali is the source of this 975-nucleotide messenger RNA. Its product is annotated as short-chain dehydrogenase. The transcript has 2 exons. The record is from RefSeq and is a predicted model, not a curated record. NCBI's taxonomy places the organism in Eukaryota, Fungi, Ascomycota, Sordariomycetes, Diaporthales, Diaporthaceae. Bases 1 to 975 code for a protein of 324 amino acids.